AUGGACAGCUCCGGGAGGUGCAAGUUACCCACUGGCAUCACGUAUCCAAUUCAAGAACCAAUGGGACAAAUACCAUUUUACCAGCCUCCAGUUGAAGUAAUUGACAACGUUGUUCCACUCGAGGAGCCAAUGUGGUAUCCCCCUGAAGUUCCAAUAGGUGAGAUGGAAUAUGCUCCUCCACUUGCACCAUUCUAUGGAUACCCUUUUCGAGAACUAAUGGGACAAUUACCACUUGGAGGUCUAUCAACUUACACGGCACCAAUUGAAACGCUUGCUGCAUUGAACUCCGUUGUCCAGCCUUUGAUAGCUCCCACUUUGCCGGGUCAAAUGGGUUACCUUCCUUUAGCGGGAUAUCCACCCAUGUGGAAUCCGCAUGCUUAUCCUUAUUUGGCUCCAAAUUGGUAUCCUCCUCAAGGGCAAAUGCUUUAUCCCGGAGGUCCAAUAGGCUACAGUGGUACGCAACCUUCCCUUGCCGGUUCUACAACUGGUAACACGAAUUCUGUAACCAGCAGUCCAUACUAUGGAGUGCUUUAA
Molecule: messenger RNA, 534 nt
Organism: Echinococcus granulosus
Lineage: Eukaryota; Metazoa; Platyhelminthes; Cestoda; Cyclophyllidea; Taeniidae
Exons: 6
Coding region: 1-534 (177 amino acids)
Source: RefSeq, a predicted model, not a curated record